Hemisphaericaspora subhashii is the source of this 1329-nucleotide messenger RNA. It is a transcript of the gene MET15, whose product is annotated as bifunctional cysteine synthase/O-acetylhomoserine aminocarboxypropyltransferase. Gene Ontology annotation, biological process: transsulfuration. The transcript has a single exon. The record is from RefSeq and is a predicted model, not a curated record. Gene Ontology annotation, molecular function: transferase activity, transferring alkyl or aryl (other than methyl) groups; pyridoxal phosphate binding. The coding region runs from base 1 to 1329 and encodes 442 amino acids. NCBI's taxonomy places the organism in Eukaryota, Fungi, Ascomycota, Pichiomycetes, Serinales, Debaryomycetaceae.
AUGCCAUCUCAUUUCGAUACCCUUCAAUUACACGCUGGUCAACCAAUUGAAGACCCUCACAGAGCCAGAGCUCCACCAAUCUAUGCCACCACUUCAUAUGUUUUCAAUGAUUCCAAACACGGAGCCCAAUUAUUCGGAUUAGAAACUCCAGGAUAUAUUUAUUCCAGAAUCAUGAACCCAACCAAUGAUGUCUUUGAACAAAGAAUUGCUGCUUUAGAAGGUGGUAUUGGUGCUUUAGCUACUGCUUCUGGUCAAUCAGCUCAAUUUUUGGCUAUUGCUGGUUUAGCUCAUGCUGGUGAUAAUAUUGUUUCUACUUCUUAUUUAUAUGGUGGUACUUAUAAUCAAUUUAAAGUUGCUUUUAAAAGAUUAGGAAUUCAAACUAAAUUUGUUAAUGGUGAUGAUCCAAAAGAUUUUGCUAAAUUAAUUGAUGAAAAAACUAAAGCUAUUUAUAUUGAAUCUAUUGGGAAUCCAAAAUAUAAUGUUCCUGAUUUUGAAGCUAUUGCUAAAGUUGCUCAUGAUAAUGGUAUUCCAUUAGUUUGUGACAAUACUUUUGGUGCUGGUGGGUUUUUAGUUAAUCCAAUCAAACAUGGAGCUGAUAUUGUUGUUCAUUCUGCUACUAAAUGGAUUGGUGGUCAUGGUACUACUAUUGCUGGUGUUAUUGUUGAUUCUGGUAAUUUCCCUUGGACUGAAUAUCCAGAAAAAUUCCCACAAUUCUCAAAACCUUCAGAAGGUUAUCAUGGUUUAGUUUUAAAUGAUGCUUUAGGUAAGGCUGCAUUUAUUGGACAUGUUAGAAUUGAAUUAUUAAGAGAUUUAGGUCCAGCUUUAAAUCCAUUUGGAGCUUUCUUAUUAUUACAAGGUUUGGAAACUUUAUCUUUAAGAGUUGAAAGACAAUCUUAUAAUGCUUUAACUUUAGCUCAAUGGUUAGAAAAGAAUCCAUAUGUUGAAUCUGUAUCUUAUUUAGGUUUACCAUCUCAUGAAUCUUAUGAAUUAUCAAAGAAAUAUUUAAAUAAUGAUGCUAAAUAUGCUGGUGGUGCUUUAGCUUUCACCGUUAAAGAUAUUCCAAAUCAUGAACCAAAGGAUCAUUUCGAUGAAGCUUCUCCAAAAUUAGUUGAUAAUUUAGAAAUCCCAUCUAAUUUAGCUAAUGUUGGUGACUCUAAAUCUUUAGUUAUUGCUCCAUGGUUUACUACCCAUCAACAAUUAUCCGAUGAAGAAAAAUUAUCUUCUGGUGUUACUAAGGGUUUAAUUAGAGUUUCUAUUGGUACUGAAUAUAUUGAAGAUCUUAUUAAUGAUUUCGAUCAAGCUUUCAAGAAGGUUUAUGAAUCUAAGUAA